Schistocerca gregaria is the source of this 1339-nucleotide messenger RNA. RefSeq lists its product as uncharacterized. The record is from RefSeq and is a predicted model, not a curated record. The transcript is spliced from 3 exons. The coding region runs from base 836 to 1327 and encodes 163 amino acids. NCBI's taxonomy places the organism in Eukaryota, Metazoa, Arthropoda, Insecta, Orthoptera, Acrididae.
UCGGCUGCGUUGAGAGAUUGGCGGGCGGAUGUUGUGUCGUCGGGCGAGUUGGCGAGUUCUGAGAGGUGCGGUAGAGUCGUGCGGGUGCAGGCGGCACCUGGGGGGGCAGGCGCGGGGCAGUUUCGCGGGGAGAGAGGCGCGAUUGCCUGAGAGGUGGUGGGCCGGCAAGCGCGGAGAGAGGCCGGUGGGGGUGGGCCAGUGGGAGUCGGCGGACGGCGCGGUUCGAUUUCGAGGAAAACACAAAAGCAUUUUGCGGCCGAAUUGUUUAGAUCGUAAAAUGUCUUCUGCCCCGAGUCGCGAGUUGCUCGAGUCGUACAGCUCAUCCGUUUACAGGACGCGUCUCCCAUCCGAGGCCGUUGCGGACCUGCUGGUCGGGUUUCCCUGUCCGCGGGAGAUAGACUCGGCCUUCGAUGGGUACCAAGCGUCUGAAUGCAUAUGGAUCACGGCGUACAACCCCAGGAGUCGGCAGAUGCCGCAGCAGGUCAACGAAGAGGCCAACCGAAGGCUGCUGAAGGCGAUAGAGAAGAGAGGGUUGCAGUGCCUCGAGUCAGAGUCCUUUUCGACGGAUGGCACGUGCGAGGGAGAGGCCGGAUACUUGGUGUUUGGCGCGGGAGAGGAAGUGGCUCAGGAGCUCAUGGAAGAGUUCGACCAGUACGCGGUAGUCUACUGCAGACGAGGAGAGAGUGCCAAAUUGGUGAUGAAUUCUAAGAUUUGUUCCGGUCACUGAGUACGGCUCCGCGAGGCGCUGGGAGGCGCUAAAAAAAAAUAAAAGCCUGCUUGCCGAAAGCGACCGCACUUUGUUUUCUGCGAGAGAGAGCUAUGGUAGUGGGGAGAGAUGGAUGCCAGUGCGUUUUCCUGCCUAGGAAAUGAAGAGGUUGUUGGUAUAGCCCUGCGGUCUCUGAUUUCCGGCUUGACGGCGUACGUGGAGCAGUGCACGUACCAGUACUAUGGAUACGAGCAGGGUAAUUUGAAGAUACAGGCGCACAUGGAGUCAAGAAAGAGGGGUCCUGGGUUUUCCAAGCCCCCGGACAUUUUGGAUGUGUUGUUGUUUUGCUUGUCGUUCUGGCACGCGUUCGAGUCGACUCCGUUGGCGCCCCUCAAGAACAACUUGUACGAAAUAAAGGACAUUCGGAACCGGUGGGCGCACCAGGAGGCGAUUGGCGAUUCCGACACGUUUCGCUUGCUGGACUCCGUCGAGAGGGUGUUGGGCGUCAUUCAGUACUCGGGUCGCGGUUCGGGCGAGGACGUCCAGGACCUGCAGCGGGUUUCUUCGAUGAAGAGGAACCACAUCUUGCGGAUGGCGAGCAGGGUGUCCGAGUGCGGGUGAGCCGGCCGCGAA